AUGUGGACGCCACGUUUCUGCCUAAAGUGGGGCCCUCAGCUGAAGCAGCUGCGCGCAGCCGUAGCCUCGACACAGCUCCGAGCGAUCAGUGCUCGCAUUGUGAACGAUUCGUUCAUUGUGGUGCAGCCGGAGUCUGAGGGAUCUGCCGGAUCGGAAUCGCUCACAUAUCCAGGCGUUUGGCUGCGGGACAAUUGUAGCUGCUCCGAGUGCUUUCAUGCCAGCUCGCAGUCCCGUCGCCUCGACUGGGAUAACUUUGAUGCGAGCGUGCGACCCCAACAUCUGCACACAGAUGCCGACACUCAGGAGAUUCACGUCCGCUGGAGUGACAGCCAUGUGAGUAGCUACUCGCUGCAGUGGCUGAGAGAGCGCAGCUUCAAGGAUCAGCGACAGCGCAACUAUCUGGACGACUUCUAUAGGCCGCGCACACACCAUUGGCGCGGAGCGGACUUCGAGCACGUCGCCCAACGUUUCGACUAUGGCGAUGUGAUGCACGAUGACAGAGCUCUGCGGGAUUGGCUGCAAGCACUGGCCGUCUAUGGAGUGGCCCUGAUUGGUGGCGCGCCCAUAGACAAGGGUGUGGUGCGCCAACUGGCCGAGCGGGUGGGCUUCAUUCGGCGCACCACCUACGGCGAGGAGUUCAUUGUGCAGGCCAAGCCGGGUGCCAAGAACUUUGCCUAUCUAUCCGAUCCAUUGCCACUCCACACCGAUCUGCCCUACUACGAGUACAAGCCGAGUGUCAACAUUUUGCACUGCAUGGUGCAGACGGAGUCGCGCGGUGGCAGCAAUCUUUUGGUGGACGCCUUCCACAUUGCCGAUCGUCUGCGCGCCGAACACCCCGAGGACUUUGAGCGCCUGAAGGAGACACCCGUUGACUGGAACGAUAUUGGCAGUGAGGAUGGACGCGAGUUUCACAAUAUCUGGCGAUCGCCCGUCAUCUGUUUGGACGGCGAUGGCCGUUACACGCGCAUCAAUCACAGCGUUCCACAGCGCGACAGUCACUUCAAUGUGCCCCUCGACCAGGUGCUGCCCUGGUAUGAGUCCUACGCCCGCUUUGUGAGAAUGGCUCGCGCCGAUGCGCACUCCUUCAAGACCCAACCGGGUGAUGUGCUGACCUUCAACAAUAUACGGCUGCUUCAUGGCCGGACCGGCUACGAUGACACCGAAGAGAAUUCACGGUACAUUGUGGGCGCCUAUUUGGAUUGGGAUAUCAUCUAUUCACGUCUCCGCGUCCUAAAAAAGAAACUGCCUCCAGCCUAAAGUAGUUAGUUACUAGAUGCGACCUAUGUUUAGAUUUUUUUUUUCAAUAAAGCGUAAAAGACAAAUCAUCUUUUCAAA
This is a messenger RNA of Scaptodrosophila lebanonensis, 1335 nucleotides long. RefSeq names its product gamma-butyrobetaine dioxygenase. The transcript has 2 exons. Gene Ontology annotation, biological process: carnitine biosynthetic process. NCBI's taxonomy places the organism in Eukaryota, Metazoa, Arthropoda, Insecta, Diptera, Drosophilidae. Gene Ontology annotation, cellular component: mitochondrion. Bases 1 to 1257 code for a protein of 418 amino acids. The record is from RefSeq and is a predicted model, not a curated record. Gene Ontology annotation, molecular function: oxidoreductase activity.